CUGUAUUGUUCUUUAUCCUGUGCCAUUAAUUUAGCUUUUAUUGACAUGCUUGUCAUAUAAAUAUAUAAUGUCAAUAAUUUUUAUUGAUUAUUGUUUAAAUUUAUACUUUAUAAAUUUAAUCCCGAAAGAACGCUAAAAUGGAUCCAACAUUACAAAGACAUGCAGCAAAAUGUAUCUACAUAAUUCCAGACGGAUUGAAAGAAUUAAUGUCUGAUAUAUCCAGAGAAGUAUUAAGAACACAACCACAAAAUAUGUAUGCCUUUAUAGCCGAUUAUUUAGAAGCCUUGCUUCUCACCAGAGAGAAUGCUCGAGUCGCAGCCAGGUUGAUCCAGAGUGUUACAGAGAUAGCAGAAACUACGAUGGAGUUCUUACAAAAAACCGGUAUGCACAAAUCUCUAGUAGACAAAGUUGUAGGCAUCAUGGAUCGUCAAUUUAAAAAAAGAGUUUUUGACGAGCGAAAUGCUAGUCAACUCGAACAAGGUGAAUACGUAGAUGAAGCUAACAUGAUAAGCGACAUUUUAAGUGAUGUUGAAUUAGAAGAAGGUGCAAUGCAGGAGUCAAUAGCAAUAAUUCAAAGGGCAUACAGAAGGUUUAAACAAAGAAAAGAAACCGAAAAAACUCUACUUACUGGAAUGAUAGAUUGGAGAAUUGCAGCCAGAAGCGCCAUUAAAUUAUACAGGCAAACAGGAGUAACUAACGAAGAAGCCAGGCGAGCUGCGACCUUAAUAAAAGCAGCUUACAAAGGUUAUUAUACUCGUAGAAUUAUGAUGACACUAACAGAAGAACAAAAAUUACUUAAUCCUGAAUUUAUCCCAUGUGAGAUAUCUGAACCUGGGCAAGAAGCUAUUUCAAGAGAGCCAUCUAUAGAAUCGAAAACUGUUACAAUUGAUUACGAUACAGUUAUACCUCAUGUUGAUUUUGGUGAUGUCACGGAUUUAGAAAGUCCCACAGCGAUUGCUGCUUUUAUUUUAGACAAAGUGUUAAACAUGGUAGUAACUGACGCUUCUACAAGUUCAAAGCAAAAAAGUAAAACUAAGCGUUACAGUCAAGUCUCAGAACGUGGUAGGAAAUCAGAAAUUAGUAGAAAAUCAGAAAUUAGUAGAAAAUCAGAAAUUAGUAGAAAAUCAGAAAUUAGUAGAAAAUCAGAAAUUAGUAGAAAAUCAGAAACUAGUAAGAAAUCACAAAUUAGUAAGAAAUCGGAUCCAAGUCGCAAACCAGAGCUUAUUAGUGACGUAACAGAUUAUAGUGCGAUAUCCGAACGUAAAAGUACGGUAUCAGAACGUAGAAGCAGAGCAUCGGGACGUGUUAGUUACGUAGACACAUAUGAUCAAAAAUCAGAUGUUGGUAGUUACGUAUCAGGACGUAGCAGUCGCUAUUCAGAACGAAGUGUUCGCAUAUCGGAAGCAUUAGUACGUAGUCGCGCAUCACCUGUUAGUGUAUCACAUGGCAGUCACAUAUCACAUGGCAGUCACAUAUCACGUGGUAGUGUCUUAUCAGGAGGAUCAGAACAUGGUAGUUACAAAUCAGAACAUGGUUCUCACGACUCAGCACGUGGUAGUCGCGCAUCGGAACGUGGUAGUCACGUAUCCGAACGUUGUAGUCGCGCAUCCGAAGGUGGUAGUCACGUAUCAGGACGUGGUAGUCACGUAUCGGAACGUUGUAAUCAGGUACCUGGGCGAGGUAGUCAAACAUCAAGAAAAAGUGGUAAAGAACCUCCUAAGGAUCUAUUAAUAUAACACCAUUACCAAUUUUUCUCCUACUUUUUCUUCUUCUACUUCUUCAUCUUUUUGCAGACAGCACACAUGACCUCUUCAAUUUGGAGAUAGGGGAGCUCACGAUAUCUGCCUGGAGUAUAGUUACUUUCUCUACUUAUACUUGAACUCUCUAGUUCUUGUAUAGUAUUUUCUUUGUCAUUCCAAUGUUCUUACGUACAUAAAUACAUAAAUUUUCAUUGCUCGAAUCUUGUCUGUUAAAUAAUAAUAUACAAAUCGAUUCAAAUUAGUUAAUGUGUAUGUAGUGAUCCACUAAAAAUGUUCCUUGGAAAAAUUCACGUAUGUCAGAGCGUUCAAUUUUUCUUUUUUUAAGACUCAGUUUGGAUUUAAUUCAGCGCCGUCCGUAAUUAUAAGCAUGAUGCUUCAUUGUUAUCACGGAUAUGACUUGUAUCUCUGUUUUUGUUGGUCAUGGAUUACUU
Molecule: messenger RNA, 2191 nt
Organism: Psylliodes chrysocephalus
Lineage: Eukaryota; Metazoa; Arthropoda; Insecta; Coleoptera; Chrysomelidae
Source: the annotation of a GenBank genome assembly